AUGCCGCCCAGCUCCACCAGCUCAUCAAAGAGCUUGCGCACCCUCAGUCGCGCUCUGGAUUCGUUCUCGGCCGCGACCCCAACGCUUUGCGACAUUAUCUGCGCGCACUCUCGCGUCACCAACAGACACCUCAUGUUCGGUUUCGACGGCGACCACAUAGUCAUGGACGACGUGUCGUCGGGCGGGAGCGAAGUCAGUCUCGACGGCCGCGGCCGCUGCUUGACGUGUCCGAAGCCCAACAAGCCGUGCAGGUUCAUCCUGCCUCCAGGGAGCAUGGUCACCAUUUCGAUACCGAGCUUCGAGCUGUAG
Phialemonium atrogriseum is the source of this 309-nucleotide messenger RNA. RefSeq lists its product as uncharacterized. The coding region runs from base 1 to 309 and encodes 102 amino acids. Lineage: Eukaryota; Fungi; Ascomycota; Sordariomycetes; Cephalothecales; Cephalothecaceae. The transcript has a single exon. The record is from RefSeq and is a predicted model, not a curated record.